Acanthochromis polyacanthus (spiny chromis) is the source of this 8305-nucleotide messenger RNA. RefSeq lists its product as uncharacterized. The record is from RefSeq and is a predicted model, not a curated record. Bases 303 to 7646 code for a protein of 2447 amino acids. The transcript is spliced from 11 exons. NCBI's taxonomy places the organism in Eukaryota, Metazoa, Chordata, Actinopteri, Pomacentridae.
CCCUCUGCUGGUCAACACUGUGAGUUGCACCGACUAGUUCCUGGUUGAUGGGAUAACACGCUUUCGGCGACUCUUAGCUCGGCACGGAACAUCAACUUUUGAAAGCAUGGAAUUAGUAGGUUCUUAGUUUGCCAAAGAGACAUUAAGCGAAAGUACCUUUGGAAGUCAGUUGUGUGGGUUGCAGGUUUGGUCUCAGGCAUGACUCUGUAGACUCUCCUGCAGGUUUGCUCACAGUAGCCUUGCCAGCUUGCAACCGCCAGCUAAGCUAGCUAACUUGCUUGCUAGCUACAUUGCAGUCCAAAAUGACUGACUGCUGCGCCGCAGCCAACUGUGAUUACCAGCAGCGGGAAUCCGAAAGCAUCACUCCACUCUUCAACUUUCCUUUGGAUCCGGAGCGCUGCCAACAAUGGUUGAGCAACUGUCAUCGUCAAGAUUUGGCAUCGGAACCUCCUGAGCAGUUGCAUAAGCUGUACAGACUUUGUGCAAAGCACUUUGAGCCCUCAAUGAUCUCCCACCAGAGCGCCUCCGGUUGUGUCUUAAAGGAAGAUGCUGUUCCAACAAUAUUUGACUUGACGCCUGUGAAUAAUCAGUCAAGCUGCAACAGGAAAAGAGCUAGAGACCCAUCAGGAGAAGAAGCUACUGCUGUGAAGAAAACAAAAGAAAAUGCAGCAGCUGAAGUACCAGAGGGGACAAAAGAAGCAUCUGGAGAGAACAGUGCAACGACUGAACAGCAAAAAGACAACCAAACCCAAGAGGAUGUAGCCAGCUCCAAAGCAAAAGAGACUCUAAAAGUCUAUUUUAAGGAAAUUCUGGCACUGACUGGAUUCAGCAUCAAUGGCGCAAACAUCAACACUGAUGAGCCGAUUGGAGGUGCGAGGGGUCAGCAGACUCUCAAUCGUAUCUGUGUGGAGAAAAUUGACAAGAAAGAAAUCCUGCAGUUUAGUGAAGACCUCAUGCGGGAGGAGAUCCAAAACAGCCUCAGGCAAGCACGGUUCUUUUCCAUUUUGCUUCAGGAUGUGACCAGCAUAGAGGGAAAGGAGCAGAUCCCAGUGUUCAUCCGGUCUGUCACAGUAGCUGGGUUUCCACAAAAGCACCUGGUUGGGUUCUUACCGUGCGACAUGGAUGCAGAGAAUCUGUUCUGCAUGCUUUUCUCUGAGCUGCGAAAUAAGUGGGGACUGAGGAUGGAGCAUUGCAGAGGACUCACUUAUCUGGUGAGUGGAAGUAUGUGUCAGAAAAUGCGAGAUGUUACCUGCAGGAUUCUGCAAGAGUUUCCACAAAUCGUUCUGUCGCCAAGUGACCCAUAUGCCUUCAACAUAUGGAUCAUUCGCUGCAUGCCUGUGCCCUCAAUCCAAAAGGUUGCAGACACUGUGGAGGAGGUGGCCUCAUUACUCAGGAGAACCCCAGAGCUGUGCAACCGAUUGGAAGGAAAGAUCCAGAUGACAUAUGGACAUAUAAAAGGGGAAGUGGACAGGAUCAAGGCAGCUAUCAGUGGGAAUUGGGAGUAUGGCACGGACGCCUUUCAGACCAUGUUAGAUAUUUUGGAGCCAUUCCUGAACUGCAUCAAUGAGAUAAUUUCAAAGGUAGAUGAAGAUACUGCUGAACAGAUGGCCAAGCUCAAGCCAAUUUUGAAGAAUUUCAACUUCAUCAUCACGCUCGUUGUUCUGAAGAACACCUUGUGUUGUGUGAGCAUACUAAACUCAAGUCUCAGGGGAAUCAUUAGCAUCAGCAGUACCUUGCAGUACACAAUUUCCAAUGCCUUAAAACUGGUAAGCAAAUACCAACAGGAGCUCGCAAUAUUCCACAGGAAAUGGUUUUCAGAUGCAGUUGGCCGAGCAAAGAAGCUUGGAGUGGAGGUUGCUAAACCGGAAACGGAUCCAGGAAACACAACUGAGACACCACUGGAGGACUUCUACAGAGAAACUCUGAGCCGGCCUAUCUUGCAGUAUCUUGUUGCAGAGGUGAAGAGAGUGUUCAGCACAGAGAUGGUGAGGAUUCUCCGAUGGCUCUCGUUAGUGCCAUCUUACAUGGCUGACCACAAUUUCAGCAUCCGCAGAGAUAAAGUAGCAGAUGCCAACUUGAACAACCUUGCUCGGCCGGACACGUUCUACGAGGAGCUUGGUUGUUGGGAAGUGAAGUGGAGGCAUGCAAGCAAACGCAGAAUCCUACCAACCACAGUGUUUGCAACACUCAAGAUUCCAGAUAUUGGGUUUUACCCAAAUGUGCAGAGCUUGUUGAGGGUGUUAGGAACUGUUCCGUGUGUAAAUGCAGAGGCAGAUGUGUAUGGCCAAUACCACAUGGUACUGGAGCGGUGCCACUCCUACCUGAGAGCCACACCAGAGGACCAAAGACAGUGCAGCAUGGCAUAUGUCUAUGUGAACCAGGAUGUGCACUUCAGUGUUGAACAAAUGGUGGAGUCCUAUGUCCAGAAGCAUCCAGACAUCCUGCAGUUGCUGCAAAUGGAUGAUGACGCCAAGGAAAAGCCCUCACAAGUGGUAGCCCAUGGAAACCAUGCUGAAAAGGACACUGAAGAAGAAUUACAAUUCAUAAACCUAGAGAUGGAUGCUGAGAGGCUUGUAGAGAUGAAGUGUGCAGAGACUGAUAGAGAAGCUCUUAAAUCUGCUUUACAGGCUGCAGUGACAGCUGCAUACAGCAGUCAAAGCAGGCUUCACAGUGAUGCUUGUCCUUCUCAAGAUGGAGAGGUCGAGUAUGUGACCAAGUCUGAAAUGAAAGAAGUUCUCACUGUGUGUGAGAGUGCUGUCAGGGAGGGAAUCCUCACGGAAGUGGGAAGUUCAUUCUUCUCCUUGUUUAUUGACCGUGUUGUGAAACUUGGGGAGAAAGACUAUCUUCCACUCUUCCUUAGAUUUGUGGACAGUUUUGAUGUCAUGCGACUGGAGUUGAUGGGGUUUCUUGAGGCAGAUCUUGAUUGUGAUGUCAUGAUACAAUGUCUCAUGGAAAUAGUAACAGUGGAGUGGCAUCUGGAUUUGAAUAACUGCAGAGGUCAGGCAUACCUAGGCUCUGGUGACGUUUCCUACAAGCUGAAAGCCUUUGCCUGCAAAGUCCAGGAGAAGCAUCCUCUUGCCAUAAGCACACACUGUUCUUCCUACUCUUUUAACACAUGGUGGUCAAAAUCCAUCCCAGUGCCUGCUGUUAAAAGAGCCCUGGAUACAUUUGAGGAGGUGUUGAUGUUUUUUGGCAGCAGUGCUGCUCUUGAAAAACAGCUUGACCAUGUGAUAGACUUUGGUCUGAGAGAAAGCUAUGAAAAGGUCCAAGAGUUGCAAGGAAAGUUCUGUACACUUUGGCAAGAAAAGCAUGAUUCUUAUGAGGUGUUUGUGCAGAUGUUGGAGCCUCUGGUUGAAUGUCUGGAGAAAGUCAAAAACAACCCGCAAAGAUGGAAAGCUGUUGUGUCUGAACAAGCGGGAGCUCUGCUCCGCAAGGUGAUGGAAUUUGAUUUCAUCAUUGCUAUGGUGGUCUUGAAAAAUGCAUCCUCUUUUACCAGAGAGCUGAGUGCUGGUAUUCAGAAGGACCAGUUCAGUGCUGCAUCCCAGCUAUGCCAAAUCAGUGGUAUCGUGGCCACUCUGAACAGAGUGAAAACAAAUAUGAAGGUGUUUCACCAGAACUGGUUUGAUGAGGCCUGUGCGAUGGCUCAGAGUCUACGAGUACAGAUUGAAGUGCCUGAAAACUCUUUGCCAAGGGAUGGCAUGAUAAAACCAGUCGGUUUUUACAAAGAUGGCUUAAGUGUGCCUCUAGUUGACAACCUUAUAAAUGCUGUGAAGGAUCAUUUUUCAGAAGACCACAAAGAAGCUCUGAAUUUCCUCUCUCUGGUCCCAUGCUCAGUCACAGUCAGUUACAUGUUUGAGAGCUUGAAGUCAAAGCCUCCACUCUAUAGCAGUGAUCUCCCUGAUGCUGACAACUUCUUCACAGAGCUGUGCUGUUGGAGAGUAACGUGGAAGACCAAAGUGGCAUCCGUUACAAUCCCAAGUUCAAUAUUUCACACAUUGCGUCUGCCACUCAUGCAGUACUUUGGGAACAUCAAUACACUGCUGAGGAUUAUGUCUGUACUACCCAGCACAGAACUAGAGGACUGUGGUGUUGUAAUGCGCCACAAGAAAUUCCAAGACUACCUGAGAAGCACAAAUCCCAAAGACAGGUCACCGUGCUUAGCUAUGCUGCAGGUGGGCACAGACUUCAGCAGAGACCUGGACCGCAUGGUGUCCCAGUGUUUGAAGGUUACGCCACAAGCUUUGGAGGGCAUCUGUCUGGACAAGGAAUCCAAGAGUUUGAACAAGAACUCAGAAAAUAAUAUGGAAGUUGAUUGUAUUAACGAGGAAGCCAAGGAACCCAAAGUACAUCAGUCUCCUGACAAGAUGGAGGACCAAGAGAUGAAACCUGCCGAUGAGAAUGGGCACUCGGGGGAUAAUCGUCAAAGUCUGGCUACAGUUUUCAGACUGGCUGCAGUACUGGGGAAAAAGAACAGCAGUCUCUGUGACCUCUCAGAUGAAGAGAAAGAGCUUUUUGUUCAGGAGCUCAGGAUGUGCCACUGGUUUGGAAGUGUGAGCAAAAGCGCACCUUCUAUAGGUGAUGAGGAAAUGGUGAACCUCCUCAUAAAUGGAAUCAGAGAUGUGAUCCUGAAAGAAAUACAGGAAUCUCCGUUCUUCUCACUUAUCACAGACAAACCUGUUAAAAUUGCCGACAAGACCCAUAUACCAGUUUUUGUCAGGUAUGUCGGAGAAUCUGCUCCAAAAGUAGAGCUCAUGGGUUUCUUACCAUUUGAUGAAAGUUGUCACGUUGAUAGACAAGCGAACAACCUUGCAAAGAUUCUCACUGAGGACUGGGGCUUACCGAUGUCGCAGUGCCGAGGACAGGCAUUCAUGCACUUGGGCUCGGGUUAUCAAAGUCUGAAGAAAAUGUCUUUGGAUUUCCUUAAGAGUUAUCCACUCUGCAUUGUAACACCCAGUGAGUCUUGCGGCCUUGCCCAUUGGCUAGCAGGAAGUGUGCCUUGCCCUUCAGUAGCGAAAAUGCUGGAUAUUACAGAAGACCUGCUGCUGUUCUUUGAUGAGUCUCCUUGUCUGGAGGGACAGUUGGCACAGGCUGUUGAUGGGCUUUUGAAUAUGCCAAGAGAAGCCCUGGAGGAAAUUCCAGAAACAUGUUGCUCGAGGUGGAAAAAGAGAGAGGACUUCUUUGACAUACUUGCUGACACAUUAGAGGGCAUUCUUAGCUGCCUCGAUGCUGUAAGCUCCAGUGCCACAGGUGCCAAGUCGAUGCAUGCUCAAGUUCUCUCUGCAGCUCUGAGAAAUAUGGAUUUCAUUGUCACCCUUGUGAUUUUGAAGAAUGCUUGUGCUCCUCUUCGUAACUGUAGCACUGUCUUCCGCUGUGGAAACCCUGCUGAUAUUCUCUGUGAAGUGGAAAAAAUCCCCUCGAUCAUAGAGACACUUAACAAAAUGUUAGAAAAUGUGAGCACUGUGCACACCACUUGGUUUGAGCAGGCAUUCCAGCUAGCAACAAAGGUUGCGCCUGAACAAGUAUGCUUCUCAGAGGAAGCCAACAGCUAUGAAUCUCCUGAGAUAUAUUACAGAGAAAAUCUCAGUGUUCCUCUCCUCCAGAGUCUUGUUGAUGAAAUGAAGUACAGCUUCUCAGACAGCCACUUAAAGGCUCUGUCAGUCCUGUCGCUGCUUCCUUCAUGCAAUCCACAACCGAUACUGUCCGAGUCCACAGACAAGCCUUUCAGUCUCUACCUUACGGAUCUUCCUGAGCCUGAGGCAGCCGAGCAGGAAAUCAACACCUGGGCUUCUGUCUGGAGAGAGAAAUACCCGGAUGUCACUCCUCCAACCUCUAUUGCUGAAACACUAGUCCAUCCUGAGUCCAAAAGCCACCCAACUGUUACGCUGCUCCUUAGGCUAGUAGCUGUCCUGCCUAGUGUCAGUAUGGAGUGUGACCUGAUGAAGACCACUCUGAACUCAAUGAGGGAUCUGUUUAAGAACACUGUAUGCAAAGGCAGCCGAAUGGAUCAUGUGAUGCUCCUCUCUCACUGCACAACGCUACAGAGGCUGCCAGAGGCUAUUGAGAAAUGUAUGGAGGUUGAUCCGGAGAGCAGUCCAUGUCUGUCUCAGGUGAUGGGAACUCUGCAAAGACUUAAGUUGGACAGAGCAGGAAUUGAUGUGACAGAGUCACACCUCCCCACUGAUGGAGAGGUGAAAUCAGCAGACACUGAAGUGAUACUGGAGGUCAGUCAAGGACCAAGAACAGCAGUUUCUUUCUAUGAGCCACAACUGCGUGAACAAAUCCUCAAGGAACUCUGGGACUCUCAGUUCUUCACAGUUAUAACUGAGCAAACGGUUGAAAUUGACGAUGUGCUCUAUGUCCCACUGUGCAUCAGGUACUUAAACAAAGAGGACAUCCAGUCUGAGGAAACGCUGGCUUUCAUCCCUUUCAUUGAAAACCCAGCUGUCCUUGCAGAUGCUAUUGAAACUGCCCUGUCUGAGAAGUGGGGCCUCAACAUGGAGUACUGUAGAGGUCAGGCCUUGCUGAGUGUUGGGGAAGUAGGAGCUCAGAUGAGGGCUGUGAGUUUAUCUAUAGCUAACAAAUAUCCACAAGCUGUUAGAACCGUCACCUCUGCUUUGUCUCUUAAUGUUUGGCUGGCUAAGUCUUCUCAUGUUGAAGAAGCAGCUGAUGGAGCAGCCCUCAUAGGCAAACUGUUACAUUGGCUCACAGAGGAUGCAGAACGUCAGAACAAAUUGGAAGACAUGAUUAUUCAUGUGUUCCAGCACGAUGAAGGAAAGGGCAACGAGUUGAGGGACAAACUGAUGAAGAACUGGGAGAAGAGUCAUGACAUGCACGAGGUGAUGGUAGAGAUUUUAGAAGCAGUUAUGCUCUGCUUGAAUGAGCUGAAAGGGGAGGGAAGUACUUCACACCAGCAGCAAGCAUCACACUUCUUUGAUGCCAUCAGAAACUUUGAGUUCAUCCUAUCAACAGUGGUGCAGAAGAACGUUUUGAGGGUAACUAAAAAGCUAAGUCAGUCUCUCCAGGGCAAACCCUUAGAUAUGUUGCUUGCUGUGAAUAAGUUGUCUGAUCUGAAAGCAUCCCUCAGUACACUGAAGAGCGACAUUGACACCCAUCACAAGGAAUGGUUUGAGGAAGCCGUCUCCCUGGCUUCUAAACUCCAUGUCACAAUGUUGCAUUCAGUGCUCUUAGAGCCGUUGAGUGUGUUUUACAAAGAAUCAGUGAGCAUGAAGGUAGUAGAGCACUCAAUAGCAGAAAUUGACGAUCUCUUCACAGAGAAGGUGUUGGAUACCUUGAGGUGCCUGGAGAUUGUGCCUUACGCAAUGUCCAAAGUAGAAACCAGCAUUCUUAGUGGUCUUGUGUACCGCCUGUACAAGGAGGACUUGCCAGAUCAGGGCUCCCUUCACUCUGAGAUGAAGUCAUGGAAGGAGAAAUGGUUGGAUCCUCUGGCGGGAUAUCUCCCAACUACUGUGCUCGAUACGCUCAAGACAUCACAGAUAAGAAGUUUUAGUAACAUUGAGACUCUUCUCAGACUUCAGGUCAUCUUGCCGUUUUCAAGAAGGGAGAGCAACUUCAGGCAGGGAAAAAGAAGCUUACAGGAGUUUGUUCAGCAGGAGAAGAGAUCCCUCACUGAACUCCAUCCUCUGUGAGAGUUGCAGGUCUUCCGUCACUACUAGCAGAUCUGAGCAAUGCGUUUGCGAGUCAGUGUGAUGUCACCACCACUAUACUGAGCAACUAAUGUGUUCAAACCUUACUGAGGUCCCCAGUUAUGAACUUAAGAUUUCUCUGUACAUUAUUGAUCUAAAUACUUUGAGAUUUCCUUUGGUUGUUAUUCUGCAAAGCCCUAUCUUAUGCUUUGUUUUGUUUUUUUAUUCUGUAGUUUGUACAGUUGUACUGCCCAAUGGGACCAAUAUUUUGGCAAAAACAAUGGCAAUGCUCCACUGACGGUUAUCAAUGCUUGUGUGCCUUGAUGCAAAACUAAUAAUUCACCCCAUGUAUCAUGAAAUUACAGAUGUUUGAAAAUGUCCCAUUGGCGUUUGAAACAACUCUAUUUUUGUCAUUACCAGAAAUGACUAGACUGACUUCUGUAUCACUGUCAUCAGUUGUUUCUAAUUAUUAAACUGCACCCUUACCUUUCCUGGGCACAAAUAGAAACGGUUAGUUCCAUCAUGUCUCCUGAUGAUUUCCCAUGUUUCCUGUCUCUUUGCAGGAAUGAAUUUGCUGUAAACGUAUCUUUGAAAGAAUGUUUCCUUAAUAGGAAAACCUUCAUAUAUAUUUGUCAAAAAAGUAAUAAAAUGCUCCAAAAAGA